CGCGCGUCGGGCUGGUGAACCCGGCCGCUUGGGACCGGGAGGACGGCUUGUUCCGCCCCUGCUCUGUUGGAACUGGAUGAAGAAAAAGAAUGGAUAUGGGUAACCAACAUCCCGCCAUUAAAAGGUUACAAGAAAUACAGAAGGAAGUCAAAGAGUUUGAACCGCAAGUAGCAGCCUUCAGUGGUCUGUCUGGGGACAGAGCUUACAAGAAACUAGAGAGGUCUUUGACCAAGCAACUUUUUGAAAUAGAUUCGGUGGACACAGAAGGCCGAGGGGACGUUCAGCAAGCCAGAAAGCGAGCCGCCCAGGAAAUUGAGAGGCUGCUUAGAGAACUGGAGCAGAAUGCAAAUCACCCCCAGAGGCUGGAGCUGGAGUCCAUAUUUAAAGAAGCACAAACCCUGGUGGAGCACGAGAUCACAGGUUUUUACAAAGGAGGCAAUUGCAUCACUGAGGAAUUUGACGAGGGCAUUCAGGAUAUCAUCUUUAGGCUCACUCAGGUGAAAACUGGAGGGAAACCCUCUCUACGGAAAGCCAGGUACCGCACUCUGACCAAAGUCUGUGCUGUUCAAGAAAUCAUAGAUAACUGUGCGAAGCAGCAGCCGUCAUUGCCGCUGUCCAGCGAUGCACAUCCUUCGGUCGCUAAGAUUAACUCUGUCAUGUGUGAUGUCAACAAAGCAAAAGGGACUCUGAUUGCUGUUCUGAUGGGAGUGAGCAGCAAUGAGACCUGCAGGCAUCUGUCUUGCGUGCUGAUAGGCCUGAUCGCUGAUCUAGAUGCCUUAGACGUCUGUGGCCACCCGGAAAUAAGGAACUAUCGCAAAGAAGUUGUGGAAGAGAUAAACAAGUUGCAGAGGUACCUAGAUCUGGACGAAGAAGCCGAUUCCGCUUACGCCUACGAUCUGGCGCAAAACAGGUGCAUCGUAAAGAUCGAGGAGAUCCGCAAGAAGAUGAAAGAGAUAAAUUCCUCGCUUUUGAAAGGAGAGCGAGCUGCGGACUUGUACUUGAAGUCCAAGGCAGAGCUGCAGGGGCUGAUCGCCCAACUGGACGAAGUGAGCCCGGGCAAAAACCCCUGCAUCCGGGAAGCCAGGAGACGAGCGGUGAUUGAAGUGCAGACCCUCAUCACGUACAUUGACCUGAAAGAAGCCCUGGUCCGGCGACAGGUGUUUGUGCAGCAGGCGGAAGUGGAGCCUCCGUCGCACAGGGCCGUUUGGAACAUUCUUGAGGCCCUCUCCCAGAUUCUCCAGGAGGUGCUGUCCUUUGACGGGAACAGGACGGACAAGAACUACAUGAGGCUGGAAGAGUUGCUCACGAAACAGCUCCUGUCCCUUGAUGCUAUAGACCCCCAAGGAGACGAGCGCUCCAAAGCGGCCAGGAAGCAGGCAGUGAAGCUGGCACAGAAUAUUCUGUACUACCUAGACAUGAAAACGGACGAAUGGGAGUACUAAAAUAGCUGCGAUCUCGUGCUUGAUGUUGCCGCCUUUUUUUGUUUGCACUUCAUGCCAGCCGAUCUCUCAACAGAGUCCAGAGUUACGUGGUUUGCUUUUGUCCUUGUGGCUGAGGAAGUGUCGGAUUGGGCUUAUGCAGCAGUCGUGUCUCUCGCUGUCCCAGCCAGGCAACGGCAGCAGUCCGCAUGCUAUCUGUGUUAUGAUUUUGGUCACAGCUAUCUCUCUUUAUCUCCCCUGGGUUCUCUCGCUCUUAUCUUCUGUCACGAAGAGGGGCCACACUUGCUGUGCUCUGGUAGUUAGCCAAAACCAGCCUUCCACACAAUGAGAGAAUGCAGCUUGUCUGAAGUGUUUUCUUAUCAUUCCGUCAAGGUGACAAAGAAGACACCAGGAGCUAACUUCGUUAGCUGUAAGCCAGCGUAGACCAUGCGGUUGGUUUGAUGGAAUGCGGGGGAUGCUUCAAAUGUGCUGUUGCGAUCCAGAGGAUUAAAUGCAAAUUACUCAUGGCUUAUUCCCACCCACCAUGUGUUUUAGUUUAAUCUUGCUCAUCUCUCCCCAAAUGGUUCCAAGGUGUUUUCCAAAGGGCUGUAGAACUGCAUGGUACUAACAAUGGUGUGGGGAGAUGAGCGGCAGCCUGCAGGCCCCAUACCCUGAAAUAGUCCACCGGGUUAUAGUUCAGGGUUUGUGCGUAACGCUAAUUUCAGGUUGGUCGUUCAGAAAGGAGUCCUCCUCUAUAACCCAGGGACGACGGAAUUGUGAUACUUCAAAAAUGGAAUGUCAUCGCUUAGAAUGGGAGGGGGGAAUUGCUACCACUGAAGGAUUGGGCUGGAUUCUUCAGUGGCCAAGAGCCUCCAAAACUGAAGAUUCUGUUGGCUGUAGAGCUAUUGCAGUUUUCGCUUUGGCGUGUGAAAUCACUUGCUAUUUGGUACCUUGUCCCUUUGACAGUAUCUCUCCCCCCCCCCAAUCAGAUAACUGUAGUUUCUGACAGUAGGAACUUCUGCAAGUGCUUCCAUACCCUGACUUCCAAACCCAUUGGUGUUGGGUAAAGGUCUCGCAGUGUUGCUCAUAGGUUCCAAAUCCUCCUCAGCUUAAAAAUUCUCUUUUAAUCGAAGUAUUGCUGUCUGUUGUGUUACCA
This is a messenger RNA of Gekko japonicus, 2574 nucleotides long. It is a transcript of the gene BAG5, whose product is annotated as BCL2 associated athanogene 5. NCBI's taxonomy places the organism in Eukaryota, Metazoa, Chordata, Lepidosauria, Squamata, Gekkonidae. Gene Ontology annotation, biological process: negative regulation of protein ubiquitination; protein stabilization; regulation of inclusion body assembly. The record is from RefSeq and is a predicted model, not a curated record. Gene Ontology annotation, molecular function: adenyl-nucleotide exchange factor activity; protein-folding chaperone binding. The coding region runs from base 90 to 1442 and encodes 450 amino acids. The transcript is spliced from 2 exons. Gene Ontology annotation, cellular component: membrane; nucleus; cytosol.